AUGUCAGCUUCCAGUAGCAGUAGCAGCGACUAUUCCUCCAGUUCUUCUGAUGAGGGUCCCAAAGCCUCCGUAGCCAAAUCAAAAGCCAAGGCUCGUAAGCGCGAAAAGAAUCGAAUCCGGCGGAAAAUACAAAGAGCAGAGGAGAAACGUCAAUUCUUGGACGGGGUGCAUUCUGACUCUGAUGCUGAUGCUUCUGAAGAAGAAACUACAUGGGGUUUACCAGAGCUCUAUAUUAAGCCUGAUCAAUAUGAAAGAGAGUUCCAGAAAACCAUGAAGCAAAUUAAAGCUGAGGCUGAAGCAGAAGAAGAUUCAGACUCAGAUGAUGAUGAUAUUUGUAUCCGUCCGCCGGAUUUCAUCGAUGAUUCUGUCAGUGACUCUGAAGAGGAGGAUUCCGAGAAAGAUAGUGAUGAAGAAUCCGAUAAUUCGGAUGAGUCUGACGAGUAG
Molecule: messenger RNA, 444 nt
Organism: Papaver somniferum (opium poppy)
Lineage: Eukaryota; Viridiplantae; Streptophyta; Magnoliopsida; Ranunculales; Papaveraceae
Product: lisH domain-containing protein C1711.05-like
Exons: 2
Coding region: 1-444 (147 amino acids)
Source: RefSeq, a predicted model, not a curated record